Tachysurus vachellii is the source of this 4934-nucleotide messenger RNA. It is a transcript of the gene znf319b, whose product is annotated as zinc finger protein 319b. The coding region runs from base 677 to 2491 and encodes 604 amino acids. The record is from RefSeq and is a predicted model, not a curated record. NCBI's taxonomy places the organism in Eukaryota, Metazoa, Chordata, Actinopteri, Siluriformes, Bagridae. The transcript has 2 exons.
UUUUUUGGUGGUCAAACGGAGCCUUGUGCUGCUGUUGCUGCUGCUGCUAUAAAACCGAAAUUAAGUUAAAAAAGCGCGUAAAGAUGACUUUUUAACCCGAUGACUUGAUCUCUUUAGACGCUCAGCACACGCAAGAUACAAUUGCUAGUUGUUUAUAGAGAAACCGUUCCGACUUUCGCGGUGCUUUUUUACAAGCGGAUUAAAGUGAGCGGCCUGCGGCGUCCAGAGAGCAGGAAAAUCCGCGGAUCAGAUUGUGGCCUUCGGUCGGUUACGAAACCGGAACAUAUUUUAAUACAUUUUAAAAGGAGGGAAAUUGAACAAAUUCUGAUGCCAAUUUGUGUUCGGGGAAACGAAGAGGAGUGAACACGUCUGAAGGAAUCUGGUGGAACUGGUGUGCCUGUGAUUGUUCAUCUUCCAUAUCUUGUUUUUCACGUUGCGAGGAUGCCCCCCACAGUGUUCUGAGCACAUUUUAGAGCCAGCAAGUUCUCCUGGAGGUUUGAGGUGUAAUACAUCUCCAAUUUCUCACCUGUGGUGGUCCUACUGAGCCGUCAAAAUUAGUUCCUCGUUGCCCCCCCACUUGUCGCAUCGCGGCCAGUCCAGCAACCCCUUCCCUCUGGAGUCACACGCCAAGCGGUCCCACUACGGCACCAAGCUGAAUCCGUACACACGGGCACGGAUGACGGAGGCAUGGCAGCAGCAUGCUGUUGCCCCGCCUCCUGUCGUCCACACCAUCCCGCCGGGGGCAGAGAACGCACUUGGAUGCGCCGUGUACGGCAUCGUGCUGCAACCAGAUGCCCUGCAGUCACAGCAGCAGCAGCAGCAACAUCACAGCCAGCAACACAGCCAACAGCACAGCCAGCAACAACAUCCGGCUCAGGCGCAGCAGCCUACAUUGCAGGUGGGGAGCGAAGGAGGCCACAAAUGUGGUGCGUGUGGCCAUGACAUCUCACAUCUGGCCAACCCGCACGAGCACCAGUGCAUGGUAAGCCAGGACCGCUCAUUCCAGUGCACACAGUGCCUGAAGAUUUUUCACCAAGCCACAGACCUCUUGGAACACCAGUGUGUGCAGGUGGAGCAGAAACCGUUUGUGUGUGGUGUGUGCAAGAUGGGCUUCUCUCUGCUCACGUCGCUGGCACAGCACCACAAUGCACACAACAGUGGGAACCCCAUGAAGUGCUCAAUCUGCGAGAAGACCUACAGGCCUGGGUCUUCAGGAAACGCCACGCCAACGUCUUCAGGCAGCAAUCCUGCUCAGCCUUCUGGUGACGGUGCAUCAGCAAGCAGCAGCGCAGCAGUUGGUGCUUCUGGACAGCCCACCUUUGAGUCCUCGGCCCCUUACAGGCCCUACAAGUGCUCUGUUUGCUCAAAGGGUUUCCGCCACCUAUCAGAACUUACACGACAUGAGCGCGUGCACACAGGCGAGAAACCAUACAAGUGCGAUACGUGCGACAAGAGCUUCAGCCAGCAGUCCCACCUGCAGCACCACCAGCACACGCACAGUUCGGUGCGAGCGUUUAAGUGUGCCGUGUGUGAAAAGAGCUUUAAGCACCGCUCACACCUGGUGCGACACAUGUAUGCACAUUCGGGAGAGCAUCUGUUUAAGUGCAACGUGUGUGAGCUGCACUUUAAAGAGUCAUCUGAGCUGCUGCACCACCAGUGUCAGCCGCAGGGCACGCGGCCAUUCCGCUGCGCCACGUGUGGCAAGGGCUUCAAGCGGCCGUCCGACCUGCGCCAACACGAGCGCACACACUCCGAGGAGCGGCCAUAUCACUGCGAUGACUGCCAAAUGAGCUUCAAGCAGCAGUAUGCUCUUGUGCGUCACCGCCGCACGCACACAGCUUCGGGAGACCGACCGUUCAAGUGCAACCUGUGUGACAAGGGCUUCCUGCAGCCCUCACACCUGCUUUACCACCAGCACGUGCACGGCAUGGACAACCUGUUCAAGUGUGCCUCAUGCGGCAAAGGUUUCAGCCAGUCGGGCGAGCUGCUACGGCACAAGUGCGGCGAGAGCUCAAGCCCGCCCAUCAACCCGGACAAGCCGUACAAGUGUGACGUCUGCGGCAAGGCCUACAAGAAAGCAUCAACGCUGCAGCGCCACCAAACCACACACUGCAACGAGAAGCCUCUGAAGUGCUCGCUGUGUGACCGUCGCUUCCUCUCGUCGUCCGAGUUCGUUCAGCACCGCUGCGACCCGUCACGUGAGAAGCCGCUCAAGUGCCCCGACUGCGAGAAGCGCUUCAAAUACUCGUCAGAGAUGAACCGUCACCGGCGCGUCCACACCGGCGAGAAGCCGUACAAAUGCGCAAGCUGUGAUAAGGGCUUCAAGCAGAGAGAGCACCUUGCCAAACACCAAGCCGUUCACUCCAGGGAUGCUCAGUUCAAGUGCGUGUGGUGCGGAGAACGCUUUGCAGAUCUCGGAUUGCUCCAGGAGCACACGGUCCAACACACUGCUGAAGGAGGCGGAUACCCAGUUUCUUCCCUUAUUCAGUGACCCUCCUGUGGCGUUCCUCUGUUUUUAGAUAGCUCCAAAUACUAAGCAAGUGGUACAUUCACUUCCUCACCUACAUGUACACGAAUUACUCCAUUGUUCCGUUGGACACCACUUCAUCUCGGACAAGCAAUAGGUGCUGAAAUUUAGAAGCAUCGUUCUCUUUCCAGCCUUGAUUCAAAGCUCCAUUUUUAUUACAAUUCAAGGGAAAAUAAUGAAGGACAAACACUUUCUAUGGCGAGCAGAGAGAGGGAGAGACGAAGAGACGUCUCACUCUGGAGUCUUUAUGCCAGUCUUUCAGUUUGGUAUUUAGUUUAAUCACUCUUUUAUCCGUCAGAGCACGAGUUUAUAUUUAAAAAAAAAAAAAAAAAAAAAAAAAAGAGGGGAAAAAAAAAGGAAAAGGGUGAAAAAAAAAAGAUAUAGUUGACAGUAGCUAGUGCGUUUUUAGAUAGUGUUUGUGUGCUUUUUAUUUUUAUUUGCAGCUACAGAUCCCUUUCUACCAAUCAAGAGUGAGUUGAUGGGAGACUGGUCAGUCCCUAGCCAUGCUCUGAAAUGAAGAAUACUGUAAAUACGUACUCGCGUCACUGUUGCAAACUGUAUUGCCUACUUUUAGACACCUUGGCUAGACGAAGCUGACCAGACGUUCCGUAACAGAUGGGGGUUAGCCUACUUUGUGCUAUUACAAUAUUAUGAACUCUUCACGCUGUCUUGUUAGUGUGUGUAUGCCCUUCAACUUGGCAGAAAUUGUAUGUACCAAAAAAGAAAAAAAAAAGGAAGUACUGUAUGAUACCCCAGAAUGGGCAUGUUGUUAACCAGGUAGUCCAUCACCGUCUCCGCAUUUCAGCGCAAUAUACAUAAAUAUAUACUAUAUAGAAAUAUAUACGUUGCUCAUUUACACAUACAGUUCAUAUUCCCACAAGUGUGACUGUCCUGAAGCAGCUUUGUGUUACUGUAAGUACAUAGGAUAGUAUGUAUACGUCACGUUUUCUAGUCCUGUCUUUAGUCUUUCUUAAAAACUUUUAUAGAUUUUUUUUAUUAUUAUUAUAUGGAGCUCUCUCAAAUUGUCCAUUAAUCUUUUUUCUUUUUUUUUUUUUUUUAUUUGCUUGGUAGAUUUCUAGGCAUUUGUUUAUGAAGAUGAUGAUGAUAGUGGUGAUGGUGUCAUACGCGAGUAGUUUUGUGCACCUUGAUGAUUCGUGUUCGUUCCCUCACAGACGAGGAUUCGGGGUUUUUUUUUUUUCCCUCCUUCUUUUUCUUUUUCUUUUUUUCCCCCUCAUUCAGAACCAGCUUUGAGAAUAGGUCAAUGUCACAACCUCCCUUAACGUCAACCAGACUUUGACUAUGACUCUGUACAGUAGCAUGAGCGAGAUUUCUACAGCCUGUAUAGAUUUAUUAUAUUUCCUGUUGACUUGCCUGCGUUUAUACUGUAAAAUGACGCCCGCGCGUGUGCCGUCUUUCGUUUUUUUUUUUAGUAUGAGAACAAUUUCCUUUCGCUCUGUGAUGUGAGAUGAGUGAAGGUCGAUGCCCUCUCAUCCAUUCUAUGUUGUUUAGUGUCCUUAAUUUGCCGACAGUCAACAAGUCAUCAUUUUUGCACCCUAGACCUUGAGCGAAUGUGGACGCCAGUGCAGAAUAAACGUACGCAAAUCUCUACAUCUCCUACUUUUGAACUCCAAGGUGGAGGUGGUAGUUUUGCACAAGCGAGGUUGUGUGGCACUCUUUUUGUUUUUUUUUUAAUCUCCAUUUUUACGUGGCUGUGAUUGACGAGCAGGCCUCUGAGGGCCGUGCAGUAUUAUAAUUAACACCUGCCAUGUGGAAGUCGGAGCUCUAGCUACAUUUGGCCUUAAAAGCAUGAGCGAUUCAGGGUGUAUCCAUAGCCUCCAUGUUUAUAUUGUGGUUUUCAUUUUUAUAUAUAUAUAUAUAUUUUACAUAUACACUCUUAAUUAAACAUGUUUUUCAAGGUGUUUUUUUCCCCCAGGCAUUAAAAGUUUGACUCAACAGGCGGUCGGGAUUCAAGAAAAAAAAAGCCUUUUUUUUUUUGUUUGUUUUCACAUUUCCAUUGUGGUUUUUUUUUUUUUUUUUUGUUAUUAAUAUUGUUUAAAAUUUCUAUAUAAAUAUAUAUACUUGGUAGGAGGGUCGGGGCCACAAAGGAAGGGAUGCUGGGUAAUAAGGACGAUGGGGACAUUCUGGCUGGAGGUGAGGGGUUUUUGAGCGUCUGUGGUCCUGCACUCUGCCUCGUGCAUGCCUGCUGUGUUAGUUCCUGUAAUCUGUUUUAAAAAUGUUUGUGCUCCACAGCACACUUUAACUCCUCUUUAGCUUUUUCAAAUUGUAGACUGUGGAUGAGUUAGUAAGAAAAAUUUCAUGUGGAGAUGGAUGUGACAUUUAUGCUAAAUAUCUGUAUGUAGCAUUUAAUAUACACAGCACUAACUAAUAAACUUUCUCAUUAAUAAUG